Molecule: messenger RNA, 867 nt
Organism: Sitodiplosis mosellana (orange wheat blossom midge)
Lineage: Eukaryota; Metazoa; Arthropoda; Insecta; Diptera; Cecidomyiidae
Gene: Mlc2
Product: myosin regulatory light chain 2
Exons: 3
Coding region: 157-822 (221 amino acids)
Biological process (GO): locomotion; post-embryonic development
Cellular component (GO): cytoplasm; myosin II complex
Molecular function (GO): calcium ion binding; myosin heavy chain binding
Source: RefSeq, a predicted model, not a curated record
UGGCUACUAAAAAAGGAGCUAUUUUGUUUGAGUAUGUGUGAAGGCUGCGCGGCGAGCGACGAUUUUGCAAACCGAUCUGAGACGGCCGAGCGGAAUUAAAUAUCAGUUGCUGCUGGCGUUUUGUGAAUAGUAGUCGAUAACAAUCCAACAAUCAACAUGUCUGAGAAAGAGAAGAAGGUAAAGAAGAAGAAGACCAAGGAGGGAGAUUCCACCACUGAGGCUACUCCAGAGGAAACUCCAGCUGCCACCCCAGCUUCGACUGCCGCUACACCAAAAUCUCCAUCAGGCUCAACCCGCCAAUCAUCCAAAUCAGGUGGAUCAUCAUCAAGACGCGCAAAGCGUGCCGGUUCAAAUGUGUUCUCUAUGUUCUCGCAGAAACAAGUUGCCGAAUUCAAAGAGGCCUUCCAACUGAUGGACCAAGACAAAGACGGUAUUAUUGGCAAAAAUGAUCUUCGUACCACCUUCGAUGCCGUUGGCCGUUUGACAAACGACAAAGAAUUGGAAGAAAUGUUGGGCGAAGCAUCAGGACCAAUCAAUUUCACACAAUUGUUGACCCUUUUCGCAAAACGUAUGGCGGGCUCUGGAGCAACAGACGACGAUGAUGUUGUUAUCGACGCAUUCAAAAAGUUCGAUGAAAAUGGUGUGAUCGACGGUGAUAAAUUGCGUCACUUGUUGACUUCAUUCGGUGAGAGGUUCUCACAAACCGAAGUUGAUGAUGCCUACGAUCAAAUGAUCAUCGACGACAAAAACAUGAUUGAUACCGCCGCCCUUAUCGAAAUGUUGACCGGCAAAGAAGAAGGAGAAGAAGAAGAAGCCGCUUAAAAAUCUUUUUUUAUUUUUUUUUUCAAUAAAGAAAAGAGAAACAAA